GCAAUCGUUAUCAAUGUAGGUUGAUUGGAUACCACCAGUUCAGUGGGGUAGUAUGUAGGGUAUAUAUACCCUCUUGUCAUUGUAAUCUGACAUCAAGAGACGACCAUGGCGUACGUACCCGCCCUGUUGGCUCUGCUGUUGACGGCAACGUCAUAUGUUAACGCCCAGGAUGCCUGCAGCGUUCGGCGUGACGCGGCGUGUGUGGCGGCCGUAAGGUCCCUCCUCACCAACCCCUCGGCCUUCUGGUAUGGGACGAGGUACGCGACGGACUGCCCAGUUGGCAAAGUGAGCUCUUUGUGUAGAAAUACAAAACGAUCCGAAAAAACCCUCCUGUCCCGAAUUUUUGGAGAUGGCGCCACCGACUCCAGCGGGCUAGCCUUCAUCAUUAAAGUCCAGUACAGCCCUACUCUUCCAGCUGAUGGAUCUGACCGAACAUACAGCGGCUGUGGAAGGAUUGUGGACGUACCGGUGAAAGGACCACACGAUUUCGUCGUCGACCCCCUCGGCAAGUACGUCUAUCCCCCUUACGACCUGCGCGAGGAGCCGCUAGUGACGUGGCAAGCGGAGAAGAACGCCCUCUACACUGUCAUUAUGUACGACCCCGCCCCGUUCUACGUGCAUGCGUUAUACGUCAACGUCGCCGGCGGCAUACUACAGAAAGGAGACACUGUAAUUAACUACUUUGGGCCUGGGAACCCGGUGGAUCGGGACAACCCCUACAUCUGGCUCGUGUUUAAGCAACAGAAAUCAGUGGACGCCUCAAAGAUUGCCUCCGCCCGCAACAACAUCUACAUCAAGAACCUUGUAUCUCAGCUGGGUCUCUCAACCAAGGCGUAUGGCAUCAACAUUAUCAUGACCAACACGGAUGAGUACACCGCAGCCUUUAUCCGGUCGGUUAAUUUCCUGAACAGAUGUCCAGUCUAUUAUGGGAAGUAUUUGAGCAGCUACAUCCAGAAAAGAGGUGGGCUCCCGUCACUUCCGGCGCGUCUUGAUCUCAGUGUAUCCGUUGACGUCAACUUCCAGGCCCCCCCGAUAACGUACACAGCGUGCGGAAAACAGUAUCACCAAGGGCGAGUUAACGUCACUUUAGAUUAUCGGAACACGGGUGACGUACCCUCCGUGGAGACUCGGAUCUCCCCCAAAGUCAGUCUGGUUCCCCUUGACAUCAGCGGUCAACCCCCCUCCGUCACACUGAAAGACAAGCAGUACACCUUGUUGAUGCUAGACCUGACCCCCGAACUGGGGAAGACAAAACAGGACACCUACCUUCAUUGGAUGGUCGUCAACAUCCGGGGUACUGACAUCACUUCCGGUGAUGAGGUGUAUGAUUGGAAAAUGCCCAUGACGUCAAAUUUGAAUGAGCUCUUCCUGUUUGCCUUGUUCGAGCAGAGUAAACAAGUCAGCACCUCAAAAGCGAGGACUUACGAUGGAAACAACUGUUUCAGGUGCAGGUUUCGGGCCGGCGACUUCAUCCGUGACAACAACCUCUCCCUCGUCGGCCUACGACGUAUCACAGUCGUCCCCGACACCUACCAACAGUACUUGGCGGCCAAGACUGACACCACGAACCAAGUGUGCAAGCACUCGCCACCUAUUAUUGGGUGAAAUUAUAUCUGAACGAUGGGUUCAGUGAGGACCUAUAUGUGUCUCUACAAAUUUGUGUGCUUUAUAAACGAAGUCAGUUAAUCAUUUCCCUUAUCUUUGUCACCGAACCCUCCGGUUUAAAAACUUUUCUGGAAUUUGCUCUUGAAUAAAGAAUAGCAAGUAA
Haliotis rufescens (red abalone) is the source of this 1768-nucleotide messenger RNA. RefSeq lists its product as uncharacterized. Lineage: Eukaryota; Metazoa; Mollusca; Gastropoda; Lepetellida; Haliotidae. The record is from RefSeq and is a predicted model, not a curated record. Bases 106 to 1605 code for a protein of 499 amino acids. The transcript has 10 exons.